UUAUUUUACUCUCUUUUACAGCCAAAAGAAAAAAGAAAAAAGAAAAAAGAAGAAAUAUAUUGAAACCCGCAAGUAACUUUCCUUGUUGUGAUCAUCCUCUCUAACAAAGCAAAACACUGUUAAUCAAAUCUCCUCUUUGGAUCAACUCUUAUCUUUCCAAAUCAGGAAUACCCAUAAAAAAUAAAAGUUUUUAGAUUUUUUAUUCUUUCUUGGUUCUUUCAAUUCAGUUUGCUUGUUUCUCUGAACAGAAACCUUUUGUUUUUUGUUUUUUCUUUUUUUGUUCUGUUUUUUUUUUUUUUUUUGCGGGAAAACAAAGAGUUCUGCUUCUUUUUUUUUUUUUUUUUUUCUUUUUCCUUUCUUUUGGCUGUUUUUUGGAGUUUUAGAUUUGAUUAUGAGCAACAGGAGGAGACAUAAAGGUGAAAUUCAUAAUCAAGAAGUUCAAGGGACAAGAUCACAGCAUAGAAAGCCUCCUUUUCAUGGUAAUUGGCAACCAACUGUACCAUCAUGGGAGAAAAGAUUCUGCUAUGCAGUUGGUUUGGUUCCAUGGCGCAAGCUAUUGGAAACCAAAAAGUCUAUGUACCUCUAUGAGAAUGUGGUUCAAUGGAAUGAUUCUGCCGGCGAGGAGGCAUUUCAUAAUGCUAAAAACCGGUUUUGGGCAGAGAUUAAUGGACUUCACUGUGACAUUUCAUUGCCUGAUCCUGAUAUCUAUAUUGAUGAAAUUGACUGGAGUUCAAACAUCGACCCUGAAUUGUACUUAGAUUUGGAACGGGAGCCCAAAUAUCCUGCUGAGAAAGAUAAAGGGGAGGAGGUUGUGAUUUUUGGUAGUUCACUUCUGAAUCAGUCGUUUUCAUGCACUGGAUGGGGGGAAGCCGAAGAGGAGUUACAAAAGGCAGGCACAAGAGCUUUGGAUUCUGGGUAUAGAGACUGCGGUCAGAAAGGCAAUAAUGAGAAUCCCCAGGCUAGCAAUCCUUAUCAGGAAGAUGGAGCCAUGAUAAACAAUGAAUGGGGAAAUCGUUGGAAUGAUCCAUAUGAAUGGAAGAAUAGUUAUAAUGAGAGGGGUGGUGAUAAUAAUGAGUGGAAUGAAGUUGGUGAUAGAACUGGUGGAGACUGGGGAACAUGGGAUGAGAAUAGCAGGAAGAGAGAGGGCGCUGGCUGGAAUAUGUCAAGGUAUAAAACUUCCAGAUUUCAUAAUGACGAGCACCAGAUGGAUCGUGGUGGAUGGUGGAGAAAUGGAAGAGGGAGAAAGAGGACGAAUUUUGUAUAUUAAUGGUCAUUUCUGGAUUUGAAUGUGAUUUUGAGGUGGGGCAACACCAUGAAUUCUCGAUGGGGAAAGUAGGUUGUUCAUUCCAUGGAUCUGGAUGACGGAAGUUUUGCACGAGUGAAGUAUAUAAUACUAGUAGGCAGUUCAUUUCCUAUUAUUUUAUUUGUUGUUCGUGCGGGAACGUAUAUAUAGUACAUAAAAGUAGGAUGAUUCUAACUAGGCAAAGUCAUUGGCAAGUUCGAUUUGUCAUGCAUUUUUGUAGCUGGCUUGAGAAAGCUGAAAGCAUGGGGACUUAGUAGGAGGAGGGAGUGUCUUGUUAGUCGAUAAUCUUAAAUACACGUUUUGAAAUAUGUUCUUUCUGUAGGCUCAUAUGUAGCAAGGAUUCCAAUGUUGCAAAUUGGUUUCUUGCUGCAUUAGUUGUGUGAAAUUCCAUGGAGGGGUUUACUAUUCCUGCUACCUUGAGCUGUUUUAGCAUUGUCAAAUUUGCAGCAAUUCCUGACAAUGCCCUGAAAAUGUAUUACUCCAAUAUUGUUUUGGGGAAGGUAUAAAAUUAUAUUGUUUGCUGUGAAA
Ricinus communis (castor bean) is the source of this 1831-nucleotide messenger RNA. RefSeq lists its product as uncharacterized. NCBI's taxonomy places the organism in Eukaryota, Viridiplantae, Streptophyta, Magnoliopsida, Malpighiales, Euphorbiaceae. The record is from RefSeq and is a predicted model, not a curated record. The transcript has 2 exons. The coding region runs from base 392 to 1267 and encodes 291 amino acids.